AUGGAGGAGGUGGCAGAGGAGGAGGCUGGAGAAGCGUCAGAGGAAGGAGCAGUUUUAGAGGAGGUGGCAGAGGAGGAGCAGACUGGUCCUUCUGAAGAGAAGGAGGUGGCAGAGGAGGAGCAGACUGGUCCUUCUGAAGAAGAGGAGGUGGCAGAGGAGGUGGCUGGGGAGGAGCAGACUGAGGAGGAUGAAUCAGUAGAGGAGGAGGAGGUGGAGGAAGCAGAGCCAGUAGAGGAGGAGGUGAAGGAGGAAGCAGAGCCAGUAGAGGAGGAGGUGGAGGAGGAGAAGGAGGAAGCAGAGCCAGUAGAGGAGGAGGUGGCUGGGGAGGAGCAAGAGGUGUCAGAGCCGGAGGCCCCAGGAGCAGGGGAGGCCCGCCCCUGCACCAUGUGGGUGGGAGGAGUUCCAGGGACGCCUGGCCACAGCGGUCACCCCGGCAGGGACGGGAGGGAUGGACACGACGGGCCUCGAGGACACAAAGGAGACGCAGGUGAACCCGGCGACAAGGGCGAGCCAGGGGUGAAAGGUGACGAUGGAACCCCAGGCCCGCGUGGUUUCCAAGGCAACCCCGGUCUGAAAGGUGCACCGGGUGAGAGCGCCCUCGCGUAUCACUCCGCCUUCAGCGUGGGUCUAACCGACCCUGUACCCGACGGCAACCUGCCCAUCCGCUUCAACAAGCUCUUCCUCAACGAGCAGCGUCACUAUGACGACGCCAGCGGAAAGUUCCGGUGCCUCAUCCCCGGGGUGUAUUUCUUCGACUACCACCUGACCGUGUACACCCGGGACGUCCGCGUCGCCCUGUACCGCAACGACAAGCCGGUCCUGUUCACCUACGACCAGUAUCACCACGGCAACGUGGACCAGGCGUCGGGCGCCGUGGCGAUGCGUCUGGCGGGCGGAGACGAGGUGUGGCUGCAGGUGUACGGGGAGGCGGGAGCGUUCGGGGGCGUCUAUGCCGACAACACCAACGACUCCACCUUCUCCGGCUUCCUGCUUUACCCCGAUGUGGGCGGGGCCUAGACGAGCUGGGGGGCGGCGCCAGGAGGGAGAAGGGGAGAGGCUGAGGAGGA
Messenger RNA from Osmerus eperlanus (European smelt), 1067 nucleotides. RefSeq names its product adiponectin-like. The record is from RefSeq and is a predicted model, not a curated record. Gene Ontology annotation, molecular function: protein binding. The transcript has 3 exons. The coding region runs from base 1 to 1017 and encodes 338 amino acids. NCBI's taxonomy places the organism in Eukaryota, Metazoa, Chordata, Actinopteri, Osmeriformes, Osmeridae.